CUUUGAGAGGGGUUGAAACUUGAGGGACAUGGCCAAACAGAGAGGUCUCCAGGGAGUCGGAGAAAGAUUUCCACCCCCAGAGAGGAGAGAGCUCCUUCCUUUGACGUAUUUCUGAAACCGAUGUUGGAAACUAUGCAGAGGUGUAACCACGCCUAGGAACUCUACUCAUCAAGUCCUUGUAAAGUUAGGAAAAUGAGUACAGGUGAUCCUCGACUUACAACAGUUUGUUUAGUGAUCAUUCAAAGUUACAAUGGCCCUGAAAAAAGGGACCUAUGACCAGUGGUGGGAUCCAAGUAAUUUAACAACCGGUUCUCUGCCCUAAUGAUUUCUUCCAGCAACCAGUUUGCCAAACUGCUCAGAAAGUUAACAACCGAAGUUGUGAGAACUGGCUGAAACCCACCACGGCCUAUGACUGUUUUUCACAACGAUGACCGUUCCAACCUCCUUGUGGUCGUGUGAUCAAAAUUCAGAUGCUUGACAACUGAUUCACAGUUACGACCGUUGCAGUGUCCCCCGGGGUCAUGUGAUCCCCUUUUGUGACCUUCUGAGGAGCAAAGCCAUAUUCACUUAACAACCGUGUUACUAACUUAACAACUACAGAAAUUGACUUAACAAAGGUGGCAAAGAAAGAUCGUAAAAUGGGGCAAAAAUCACUUAACAAAUGUCUCACUUAGCAACAGAAAUUUGGGGCUCAGUUGUGGUCGUAAGUCGAGGACUACCUGUCUCCCUUUCCAGCUGCAGUAGUUCUUCUCCCUCUUCUUCCAGUCUCAGGUAUGGUGAUUGCUUCAGAGAGAGAGAGCAACCCUGAUGUCCCACACCUGUCAGUGGGACAUCUGACUGGACGGCCAUCUGCCAGAAAUGAUGUAAGGUCUGCUGAUGUAAGGGCAGGGGGGGGGGUUGGACUAGAUGACCUACAAGGUCCCUUUCAACUCUCUGUUAAUCUGUUAAACCUUUUCUCUGCCAUCUUGAAGGUUUCACAGAUGCAAAAGCUAAAGAGAUGUUCUGUUCUUCCGAAGAACGUUCUCUCUCUUUCCGAGCCAGACUCAUCGCUGUAUACCUAAAAAUGCAGGUCCAAUCUGCCUUUAUUUAUUUUAUAUCUCAAUUUUUCUUCACCACCAGAGGAAGAAAAAAACCAUUGGCGUUCCUGUCGUUCUUUAAGGUCUAGCCAAGCGAUUGUGUACAAAGGCAAGGAAUGCAAAAACGAGAAUAUUCUGGUCCUGUUCAGCUUCUUGCUGUUUUGCUGUUUUCCAAUUAGCAAUGCAGGACCUGUUGCUGCGUUCUCACAAAAUUGUGGCAUGAACUUUUAGAUAUAAAUCAGCAUGUACCGUAGUCUGCAUGCAUCCAUGUUGAUGUCUAGAGAUUAAUUUUAAAAUAUUAAUGCUGAACAUUUAAAGGAAAACAGCCAAUCUCACUUCCUGGCCAGACGACUGCAACCACGAGCAUCUCACCUCCACUUGAGGUCCCUUGAGCAUCGCACUUAACAAUCUAGAAUCACAGGCAGCAAUCUGCUGCUCUGCCGUCAUUUCUCUGAAACAGGCACACGUUUCCACGGUGGAUAAAUCUGAUGUCCAUUAAAGAGCGGCUAUUUGAGAAGGAAAUGAACUUUACUCACAGGGUGGGAGAUAACAAAACAAGGGAUCAGCUCCAUCCAUGGACUACCAAGCUGGCACCGAAAAUCAACUAUUGUGUUUUUCCAAGAGGCAAAAUAUUGCUGUUAAUAGCUGCAAAGUGAUGCAUGGUUUGUUGAUGGCUUGCUAAUGUCUCUGCUUGUGAUUGGAGAUGCUGAACGCAGGGAGGAAAAAGCUGGAUGAGUGAUGGCAGUUUCAUUCUACCUUCCUCCCAAGUUGCUCUGGGUGUUGGGACUACAGACAGGACAGGCAGUUGCUGUGGCUGGUGGAGUGGUAGCUGGACUUCUGCUUCUGGUCCUUCUGGGGAUCGCCGCCUACCUCUUCUGGAAAAGCAAAUAUCUCAAGGCCUCCUAUGAAGAACUGACUGAUCCGGUCAACUCAAUUUUGCAGGAGCCAGACGUUGCUCAGCCGACUUUGGUUCUUCCUCAAAAUGGCAGAGCAAAGAGCGUUCCUUUCAUUGUCCCACCCAAAUUUCACCGACAAGUGUGGACCGAUACGCUAAACGGAGAACAAAUUCAAGAGGAGAGUGAGCUUUAUGUUACCCCAGACUCUGGACCCCGAUCCUCUUUCCAUUCUUUAGCUGGAGCGUACCUUGUAGGGACCAUCAAUCCAGAGCUCUACCGGUUUCCAGAAGACAAGAGUGAGACGGACUUUCCAGAAGGAAACAUUGGUCGGCUUUGGUUCUCCGUGGAAUAUGAGAAAGAGUCAGAAAGGCUCCUGGUGUCCUUGAUUAAAGCCCGAAAGCUGCAGCCUCCUUCUGGUUCCUGCAACCCCUUGGUGAAGAUCUACCUGCUCCCUGAUGAGAGGCGUUACUUGCAAUCUAAAACAAAACGCAAAAAUCUCAAUCCUCAGUUUGAUGAGGAUUUUGUGUUCCAGAUUUCAAGCACUGUUUUAUUUCAGAGGACACUGAAGUUCUGUGUCUACCAUGUUGAUAAACAGAAGAAGCAGGUCCUCCUGGGUCAAGUGAUCUUCCCACUGAAAAACGAAACUUUGGCUGAAGACGGGAAGGUUGUCGUCUGGAGAGAUUUGGAACCAGACAACCUGGAGCCAUCUUCUGAACAUGGCGACCUCCAGUUCUCCCUCAGCUACAAUGACUACCUGGCCCGGCUCACAGUGGUGGUUCUGAGAGCGCGAGGUUUAAAGUUCCAGAAUGAGAGAAACGGCACUGGGGUGUGUGUUCGAGUGUCACUAAUGAACCACAACCAGCUCAUCAAAAGCAAAAGGACCACAGCAAUCAUUGGAUCCUCCAAUCCAUUAUACAACGAGACUUUUAGCUUCAAGGUGGACCAGCUGGAGCUGGACGCAACCAGUCUGACCUUGUCUGUUCUCCCAGGGGAUGAGACCUCCUCCCUGGGCUGUGUGAUUGUGGGGCCCUUCAUGUACACCCGGGGGAAGGAACUCGAACAUUGGAACGAGAUGAUCAGUAAACCCAAGGAGCUGGUGAAAAGAUGGCACGCUCUGUCGCUUAGCAGCUGAAAACUCUCACAAGAGAGCUUCCGUCUCCGCCGUGGGUCCAUUCCGAUUCAGUUCAUCACAGAAGUUCUGGGUCUCAGGGAUCAAAGACAAGGGACAACCUUCCUCGAAGAGGCUGGAUCACGUGCUAGUACAUUAUCUCAGAUGACCCACUGAACAAAAAUGAGAAGACUGUUUGAUCCUAAAAGUGAGAAGAGGCCAUCAAUCACUGAGGAACAUGUGCUGGACGUCUUGCUACUUUUAUCAUAACUGACAUUUAAUGGCCUUAACCCCAAAGCUCUGUGAAUUAGUAGUAUAAUGCACCCUUAAGUGUAAUUCAGAGCUGAAAUCAAGGGGUUUAAGAGUACCCAUGUCAAGGCAGUUUUGCUUUAACCCCAGACAAAUUACAGUUUAUGAAGCAACCACCUUUCAAAGGACUCUUCUAACAUAAUAUUGCAGCAUUCCUGUUGAAAGCAUGACUAUUGAACCAAAUGGAAUAAACACUCUUAGUUCAUUUUA
Messenger RNA from Pantherophis guttatus, 3599 nucleotides. NCBI's taxonomy places the organism in Eukaryota, Metazoa, Chordata, Lepidosauria, Squamata, Colubridae. The record is from RefSeq and is a predicted model, not a curated record.